Fraxinus pennsylvanica is the source of this 2877-nucleotide messenger RNA. The record is from the annotation of a GenBank genome assembly. NCBI's taxonomy places the organism in Eukaryota, Viridiplantae, Streptophyta, Magnoliopsida, Lamiales, Oleaceae.
AUGGAUUUUGAUUCAAGAAAAAUAGUCUUUAUUGUUAAUGUGGUGGUAGUGGUGGUGGUGGAGUCUUGCCUUUUGGGAAGUGUUAGUGGUGCGACAAAUCAAAAUGAUUUCAAGAUUCUGAAUAAUUUUAGAAACGGGUUAAAAAAUUCACAGCUCUUGAAAUGGCCUGCUGGAGGGAAUGAUCCAUGCGGCCCUCCUUCAUGGCCUCAUGUGUUCUGUCAAAACGGCAGAGUAACACAGAUUCAGGUUAAGGGGCUUGGUCUACAGGGACCUUUGCCUCAGAAUUUUAAUCAGUUGGAUAAGCUUCAGAAUCUUGGACUUCAGAACAACAAACUCAGUGGAGAUUUGCCUACUUUUAGUGGUUUAUCCAAUCUUCAAUUUGCAUACUUGGAUUAUAAUCAAUUCGAUUCAAUCCCUGCUGAUUUCUUCGAUGGGCUUAGUAAUGUUCGCGUUUUGGCUUUGGAUAAUAAUCCCUUUAACCAGAGCAGUGGAUGGUCCAUACCUAGUGAUCUAGUGGAAUCUUCGCAGUUGGUGAAUUUUUCUUGUUCAAGUUGUAAUAUAGUUGGGCCAGUUCCUGAUUUUUUUGGGAAGUUGUCAUCACUUACUUUGUUAAGAUUGUCCUAUAAUAAGUUAACUGGUGGCAUCCCGCAGACAUUUCAGGGCUCAAUGUUGCAGGUUCUGUGGUUAAAUAAUCAAGAUGGGGGCGGUAUGACUGAUUCAAUUGAUGUCAUUGGGUCUAUGGUUGGUCUAACUCAGGUAUGGCUGCAUGGAAAUCAAUUUACAGGGUCGAUUCCACAUAAUAUUGGGGAUUUAACUUCCUUAAGAGAACUCAAACUCAGUAGAAAUCAACUAGUUGGUAUGAUUCCCCCAAGUUUGGCCAAUAUGAAUCUUCAAUUAUUGGAUUUGAGCAAUAACAUGUUUAUGGGCCCAAUACCAAAGUUCAAAGCAGCAAAUGUUAGCUACCAAUCAAAUUCAUUCUGUCAAUCUGAUCCUGGUGAGCAAUGUGCCCCUGAAGUUACAGCACUUUUGGACUUUCUUCAAGAUGUGAAUUAUCAUGGAAAACUUGCUUCUCAGUGGAAUGGUAAUGAUCCUUGUAGGGGACCCUGGUGGGGGAUUACCUGCAAUCCGACGAACCGUGUUUCUAUCAUAAAUUUGCCGAAGCUUGGGCUUAAUGGUACGCUUAGUCCUUCACUUGUGAAUUUACAGUCAUUGCUUGAAAUUCACUUAGGAGGAAACAAUCUAGAUGGCAUGAUUCCUGUAAAUUUAACUUUGUUGAGAUUGCUAAGAUUGCUGGAUAUAAGUGGGAACGAUUUUGAGCCACCAUUACCGAGAUUCGGCAAUGGUGUGAAGUUAAUCACUAAUGGUAACCCAAAAUUAACUGGUAGUUCACCUAAAGGAUCCCCUAAACCAUCUGAUUCACCGGUUCCCCCUUCUUCAAGUCCUGAAUUGCCAUCAAACACUUCUUUACCCCCAGUCCCUACUGAUGAAUUACCACCAUCAUCACCACCCCGAAAUUCUAAACACUUCAAACUACUUGUCAUUGUGGUUAUAGCUGUAGGUGCUACAGUUUUUACUUUUCUCGGACUUCUUCUGGCCGUCUAUUGCAUUAGGAAGAGAGAAGAGAAGAAAAUGGUUGCUGGUGACUUCGUAAUGCAUCCUAAAGACUCAUCGGAUCCUGGUAAUACAGUGAAGAUUUCAGUAGCAGAUAACUCUUCCUUAGAGGCUCAAAAUGGUACGACUGCAGCUAGUGGGACUAGUGGUGGAUUGGCAAGUUCCCACGUGAUUGAGUCUGAAAACUUGGUCAUUUCAGUUCAAGUCCUUCGCAAGGUGACCAAUAAUUUCACACAAGAAAAUGAGCUUGGACGUGGAGGUUUUGGAUCAGUUUACAAGGGAGAAUUUGAAAAUGGAACAAAAAUAGCUGUUAAGAGAAUGCAAGCAGGGAUAAUUAGUAACAAAGCAUUGGAUGAAUUCCAAUCAGAAAUUGCUGUGCUUUCUAGUGUCCGCCACCGGAAUCUUGUAUCCCUUUUGGGGUACUCAGUUGAAGAAAAUGAAAGGCUUCUGGUUUAUGAAUAUAUGCCUCAGGGAGCUCUGAGUAGGCAUCUUUUUCGUUGGAAGAGUCUGAAUUUAGAACCUUUGUCUUGGACAAGAAGGCUUAAAAUUGCUAUUGAUGUAGCAAGAGGGGUAGAAUAUCUUCAUACUUUAGCGCGCCAGAGCUUUAUACACCGAGAUCUCAAAUCAUCAAACAUUCUUUUGGAUGAUGAUUUUCGGGCAAAAGUUGCAGAUUUUGGAUUAGUGAAAUUGGCUCCUGACAAAGAGAGGUCUUUUGCAACCAGGUUGGCUGGGACGUUUGGAUAUCUUGCACCUGAAUAUGCUGUGACGGGCAAAAUUACAACCAAGGUUGACGUCUUCAGUUUUGGAGUGAUAUUGAUGGAACUUUUGACGGGUUUAGUGGCACUUGAUGAGCAACGUCCUGAGGAAAGCAGAUACUUGGCCGAGUGGUUCUGGCAGAGAAAAUCAAACAAAGAGAGUCUUAUAGCUUCCAUCGAUCCUGCCAUUGAUGCGAAAGAAGACAUUUAUGAAAGUAUUUACAUCAUAGCUGAACUGGCUGGACAUUGCACUGCUCGCGACCCAAAUCAUCGUCCUGACAUGGGACAUGUUGUGAAUGUGUUGGCUCCACUGAUUGGUAAAUGGAAACCAGUUGAAGAAACAGAUCAGUGUUCUGAUUUCACCAUCGCUUUACCCCUCCCACAAAUGUUGAAGGGCUGGCAAGAAGAACCUGCUACUCUAGAUUUUAGUGGUAGUCAAGAUAGCAAAGGAAGCAUUCCUUCUAAGCCAUCAGGUUUUGCAGAUUCAUUCACUUCUGCUGAUGCUCGCUAA